AUGAAUAAGUUUUAUAUUCAAAUUGUUUUAUUUCUUUUAACCAUCUCCCUAUAUGUGAAUAAUAAAACUCUUGCAACUGAACCUGCUCCAGUAGAAGAUGCAACACCUGAAUCAAAAGAGCAUUAUCUUACUUCAGAAGAAAUAUAUGAAAAAAACAAGGACCUAUUAUGUACCAAUCCAAAAGAAACUGCAGAAGCAGUCAAACUUAUGGACGAAGUUGUAACACAUUUAGAACAGCAUGCUACAAGUAUAAAUGAUUAUAAAUUAUGGGGAGUAUAUCAUACUCAUCAUUUGUAUACAUAUCUAAAAAAACAUGAAGGGAAAACCAAGGUUGAAAAAAAUGAAUAUAAAGUUUUUGAUUCGAAUAAGUAUAAUGAAGUAAUAAACGAGUUAUGGGAUACCAAUAAUAUCAAUCCUUUCAAUAAUGUCUCUUUUGAAAGAAAAAUUGUCCGUGUGUACAAUCCAAAUUUAGUAUUGAUACAACAACGUUAUAAAAAAAAAAAUAGAUACCGUCGGAGAUAUUUUUAUGCUUUAGCUACAAAGGUUGAAAUAUCAGAAAACAUAACUAUAAUUGCCUAUGCGUCAGCAAAUAUAAAUGAUCACAACAUUUCCAAUAAAGAAUGUAAAAAUGAAAUUGUACCUAACGCAAAUUUAUUCAAAACUGACAUUGAUUCUGAAGAAGAUAUUAGAAAUGGAAAAUUAAAAAAAAAAAUGAUUAACAUAGCUGGAUACAUUAUUGAAAAAGGCAAAUGGCGUGUUAAUAUCACCCAUGUCAAAUCUAUGGUUCCCCAUAUUCACAAUGCCCUAACACGCAUUAUUAUAAAAGCUUUACGUAUUCUUUUUUUAUAUUUUUAA
Molecule: messenger RNA, 855 nt
Organism: Plasmodium yoelii
Lineage: Eukaryota; Apicomplexa; Aconoidasida; Haemosporida; Plasmodiidae
Product: fam-a protein
Exons: 6
Coding region: 1-855 (284 amino acids)
Source: RefSeq, a predicted model, not a curated record